Molecule: messenger RNA, 375 nt
Organism: Colletotrichum costaricense
Lineage: Eukaryota; Fungi; Ascomycota; Sordariomycetes; Glomerellales; Glomerellaceae
Exons: 2
Coding region: 1-375 (124 amino acids)
Source: RefSeq, a predicted model, not a curated record
AUGGCUCGUUGCUCGCCUGUUCUUGUCUUCGGAGAACCUUUGACGAACCUCGACAUCUCAAACAUCGCAGUUCAUGGACGCUCUGCUGAGAACGAGGACCGUGGUGAACUGUGCUCUGCCUUAGCUAAGCACUUGCAGACGCUCCCCAGAGUCCAGCUCAUCGAGGCACAUGAGGCUAUGCAGGGCACACCUUGGCAAGGACCUUCACGGCUUCAGGCACUUGAGCGAGGCGUUCAUGGCAUUGGGAACCCAGAGACUCGCCCAUUCCGCUCUGUGGCUGGUGCACCAAUGCGCCCCCCUCCUCUACCCUCCCCUUCGAUGCGUCUCGUUGGACUCGAUCAGUGUUGCGCUAUCGCUGUCGCUUCAUAUCGAUAA